GGGAGCCCAAGGGCCCGGAGGAAGAGGAGGAGCGCGCAGAGCCGCCGCGGGGCCAGGCUGGAGGAGCAGCGGCAGCCGCCGGGGCCACGGCGGAGAGCUCUAGGGGAAGAUGUUGUCUCUUCUGACAUCUUGCGAUUAAGAUACCUGAGAACAGGUUCAGUAAGAAUCCAAGUUCCUGAAGAAGACACUUAUGAAUGUAUUGGAGUAAGAAGAUGUAAACGUGUUGGGUUGUUUUUUUCCUGUCCUCCAUACUGUAUGAGAAACCAUCAUCUGAAGCACUUCUCAGGCACUCGCCCAGAUGUAUGAAGUCUGCACAGAUCUCUCUCCACACUGACCAUUUCUCAGCCAUGGGUACUCACCCACCCUCCUGGUGUGUAUAUCAACUCUGAAGAAAAGUCACUUUCUUUGACAAGUUCCGUUUUUUAGCAGGAACGUUUUAUUAUGUGCAUCCAGAGAGAUUGCUGCCUAGAGCUGAAAGGCAUUUAGUGUGCACUGAGAAGUUGGCUUUCCCUCAGUUUUUCCAGAUGUGUUGUCUCUCCUGUGCACUGGGAACACACACCACUGCAUGAGCUGCAGAUGCAGCCAUGGAGCUGUGUGAGCUCUUGAGCCACUUGAGGAGCACUGCUGAGCCUUGGUACCAGACGUGGCUUCGUGAUGUCAGCCGAACUGUGAUUGUGUUGUGCUCCCCAGCACAAAGCUUGCACAUGGAGUGACACCCUUCCGGGGAAGAGGCUGUUAAAGUUUAUCAGAAAGGUUAACUGAUUACCUUAACCUCUCAAGUUCUCUGCAGAAGGUUUUUCUCUGCCAGAUGAAUGUGUCUCAUCUCCCUGCCCUGAGAUGCUGAAGGUGUCCUGCUGCUUAUGACCAAUCCAAGAGGAGAAGCUUUAUAAAAUGGCUCAAACCAGCUUGCUGCAGGGAAAGCCCUUUUACUGUAGGGAGUGGGUUUUCCACAAGCUUCAGCACUGCCUCCAGGAGAAAGCUAACUGCAGCAGUGGUGCUGCCAACAAACCAUCUCUUGUGGUGAAUUCUGGGAGUAAUACCAGCGUCAUCUCUGGGAGAGGAGCUGCCUGGGGUGUGUUGUUGGUAGGAGGGCCUGGCAGUGGGAAGACAGCCCUCUGCACUGAGUUACUGUGGCCAAGCUCACCUGGGAACCUGCAGAGAGCCUUGCAUCGUCAGGCCCUGGCCUUCCAUUUCUGCAGGGCCCAGGACUCUGACACGCUCUGUGUUGGAGGCUUUAUCAGAGGUUUAGUGGCACAGAUCUGCCGCAGUGGACUCAUCCAGGGAUACGAGGACAAACUGAGAGAUCCUGCUAUCCAGAGUCUCUUGCAGCCCGGGGAAUGCGAGAGGAACCCUGCUGAAGCAUUUAAAAGGUGCAUUCUGCUCCCUCUGCUGGGAAUGAAGCCCCCUCAGCAGAGCCUCUUCCUGCUGGUGGAUUCAGUCGAUGAGGGCUGCAACCUUUCCGAGGGAGAACACACUGGUCCCAGUUUAGCAGGAACAAUAGCAGAGCUUUUAGCUGCCCACUUCGAGUUCUUCCCUCCCUGGCUGCUGCUCCUCUGUUCUGCCCGCAAGCAGAGUAAGGCAGUUACCAAAAUGUUUACAGGUUUUCGAAAGAUCAGUCUGGAUGAUCUGCGGAAGGCUUACAUUGUGAAAGAUGUGCAGCAGUACAUCCUGCACCGCUUAGACCAGGAAGAGGCACUGAGGCAGCAUCUGACAAAGGAAACUGCAGAAAUGCUGAAUCAGCUCCACAUCAAGAGCAGCGGCUGCUUUCUCUAUCUGGAACGUGUCCUGGAUGGGGUUGUGGAGAAUUUCAUCAUGUUACGAGAGAUCCGCGACAUCCCGGGGACGCUGAAUGGGCUGUACCUCUGGCUCUGCCAGAGACUUUUUGUGAGAAAGCAAUUUGCAAAGGUCCAGCCUAUUCUCAACGUGAUUCUUGCAGCCUGCAGGCCCCUGACCACCACAGAACUGUAUCACGCCGUGUGGACCAAAAACAUGACGCUGACGAUGGAGGACUUCCAGCGCAAGCUGGAUGUCCUGUCCAAGGUUCUUGUUGAUGGACUCGGAAAUACAAAGAUCUUGUUCCACUACAGCUUUGCAGAGUGGUUGCUGGACGUGAAGCACUGCACACAGAAGUACUUGUGUAACGCAGCAGAGGGACACAGGAUGCUGGCAAUGAGCUACACUUGCCGGGCAAAGGAUUUAACACCGUUAGAGGCUCAGGAGUUUGCGUUGCAUCUCAUUAAUUCCAACCUGCAGCUGGAGACUUCGGAGCUGGCGUUGUGGAUGAUUUGGAACGGCACGCCCGUCAAGGACUCCCUGUCCACCGUGAUUCCUAAAGAGCAGGAGGUCUUACAGCUGCUGGUGAAAGCUGGGGCUCACGUCAACAGCGAGGACGACCGCACGUCUUGCAUCGUUCGGCAGGCUCUGGAGAGGGAGGAUUCCAUCCGCACCUUGUUGGACAACGGGGCCUCCGUAAACCAGUGCGACCCCAACGGGAGAACCCUGCUGGCCAACGCGGCCUACAGCGGCAACCUGGACGUCGUGAACUUGCUGGUCUCGAGGGGGGCAGAUUUGGAGAUCGAGGAUGCUCACGGGCAAACAGCACUUACCUUGGCUGCUCGGCAGGGCCACACCAAGGUGGUCAACUGCCUGAUCGGGUGCGGGGCCAACGUGAACCACACGGAUCACGACGGGUGGACGGCGCUGCGCUCCGCGGCCUGGGGCGGGCACACCGAGGUGGUUUCCGCCCUGCUCUACGCCGGGGUCAAAGUGGACUGUGCGGAUGCUGACAGUAGAACAGCACUGAGAGCUGCAGCCUGGGGGGGACACGAAGAUAUCGUGCUCAACCUGCUCCAGCACGGCGCCGAGGUCAAUAAAGCCGAUAACGAGGGCAGAACGGCUUUGAUCGCAGCGGCCUACAUGGGGCACAAGGAGAUCGUGGAGCACCUGCUGGACCACGGGGCAGAGGUGAACCACGAGGACGUGGAUGGAAGGACUGCGCUGUCGGUGGCUGCGCUGUGCGUGCCAGCCAGUAAGGGCCACGCCUCAGUGGUGAGCCUCCUCAUCGACCGCGGGGCUGAAGUUGACCAUUGCGAUAAAGACGGCAUGACCCCGCUGCUGGUGGCUGCUUAUGAAGGACACGUGGACGUUGUUGAUCUGCUUCUAGAGGGAGGAGCUGACGUUGACCACACGGACAACAACGGUCGAACACCACUUCUGGCAGCUGCCUCCAUGGGCCACGCUUCCGUUGUGAACACGCUCUUGUUUUGGGGGGCAGCUGUCGACAGCAUCGAUAGCGAGGGGAGGACGGUCCUGAGCAUCGCCUCUGCGCAAGGCAACGUCGAAGUAGUAAGGACUCUGCUGGACAGGGGGCUGGAUGAAAAUCACAGAGAUGAUGCAGGCUGGACGCCUCUGCAUAUGGCAGCUUUUGAAGGUCACAGGUUGAUAUGUGAGGCUCUUAUAGAACAAGGUGCUAGAACAAAUGAAAUUGAUAACGAUGGGCGUAUACCUUUCAUACUGGCUGCACAGGAAGGUCACUAUGACUGUGUGCAGAUAUUACUGGAAAACAAAUCCAACGUUGAUCACAGAGGCUACGAUGGGAGAAACGCACUCCGUGUUGCUGCUUUAGAAGGUCACAGGGACAUAGUUGAACUGCUGCUCAGCCACGGGGCAGAUGUAAACUACAAAGAUGCCGAUGGCCGGCCAACGCUUUAUAUCCUAGCGUUAGAAAACCAGCUUACAAUGGCUGAGUAUUUUUUAGAAAAUGGUGCAAACGUAGAAGCCAGUGAUGCCGAGGGAAGAACGGCACUCCAUGUUUCCUGCUGGCAGGGCCACUUGGAGAUGGUACAGGUGCUGAUAACAUACCAUGCUGAUGUGAACGCUGCAGAUAACGAGAAGAGAUCUGCUCUGCAGUCCGCUGCCUGGCAAGGCCACGUGAAGGUCGUGCAGCUUCUCAUUGAGCAUGGAGCUCUAGUUGACCAUACGUGUAAUCAAGGUGCUACUGGACUCUGUAUUGCAGCCCAAGAAGGGCACAUUGACGUUGUCCAGAUACUACUGGAGCACGGUGCUGACCCAAACCAUGCCGACCAGUUUGGGCGUACCGCUAUGCGUGUGGCAGCUAAAAAUGGACACUCUCAGAUUAUUAAAUUACUGGAAAAAUACGGUGCCUCUACUCUGAAUGGUUGUACUCCAUCUCCAGUCCACACAAUGGAGCAAAAACCCUUGCAGUCAGUUCCCUCUAAAAUGCAGUCAUUAACCAUGAAGUCAAAUAGUUCAGGGAGUACUGGUGGAGAUAUGCAGCCGAGUAUGCGUGGCUUGUCUAAUGGGCCUGCUCAUGCCUUCAGCUCUCCUUCGGAGUCCCCCGAUUCCACGGUUGACCGUCAGAAGUCAUCCUUGUCAAAUAAUUCUCUGAAAAGCUCCAAAAAUUCUUCUCUCCGCACCACCUCGUCAACUGCGACUGCUCAGACGGUGCCCAUCGACAGCUUCCACAGCCUGUCCUUCACAGAGCAGAUCCAGCAGCAUUCCCUGCCACGCAGCAGAAGUAGGCAGUCCGUUGUUUCUCCUUCCUCCACAACUCACUCCCUAAGUCAUAACCACAAUUCCCCGAGUAGUGAAUUUGAAUGGAGCCAAGUAAAACCGAGCUUGAAAUCAACUAAAACUAACAAAGGGGGGAAAACGGACAACUCCAGCAAAUCCGGGUCAGCUGGGAAAAAAAUAAAGCAGAGUAGCUCCUCCCAACCAAAAGUGUUAGAGUAUGAGAUGACUCAGCUUGAUAAACGAGUACCUAUUGCCAAAUCUGGGACGAGUGUGCAAGGGAAAUCGAUGCCUCCGGAGCCACAGUGCAAAAUCUUGGUGCCACCAGCUCAGCAGGAAAUCGGUCGGUCUCAGCAGCAGUUCCUCAUCCACCAACAGAGUGGAGAACAGAAGAAGAGGAACGGAAUCAUGACGAAUCCCAAUUACCACCUUCAGAGCAAUCAAGUUUUUCUCGGUAGGGUUUCUGUCCCACGAACAGUGCAGGACAGAGGGCACCAGGAGGUACUGGAAGGUUAUCCUCCUGCCGAGACAGAGCUCAGCCUUAAGCAAGCCUUAAAACUGCAGAUUGAAGGGAGCGACCCAAGUUUCAACUACAAGAAGGAAACACCAUUAUGAAAGGCCAAUUCCAUGAUGCUAUGGAACAGAAGCUCUUCUGCUCUGGAGGAUUUAUCAGCUGGCUGGGAUGAAAGCAUUCAAUGCUUGUUUAGUCCACCUAGAAAUUCAAGAAUGUGAUUCCUACAAUACGAUUACCUUAAGUACUGUAACGUGCCUACAUUUUCAGGCUGCCUUCUCAGUAUAACCCUCUGUGCUUCAAAGAUUUAUUUUGUGUACUUUGUAUUUAAUACACAGAAUGAGCACUUUUUUUAAUUGCUGAAAGAUAAUAUGCUGUAUUUCCCUGACAACAGCUGAAAAGUGGUAAGAAUAAGGAAUUCUGGUUCCCUAUUCCAGAAGGCUUGGUGGAGGUGCAUGUGCCACAGUGACCUGUGGAUGGAAAGGCAGUGCUUUUUGUGUGUGUUUUCCUGUGGCUGAAGAAAAUAAGCAAACAGUUUGUCACCUUUGCAUUGUUUGAUGUAUGGUCACUUCCCUGUGUGCUUCAAAAGGUUCUCUUCAGAAAUACAAGUCUUGGAACAGUAUUUUAUAAAUACUGUGCUUGUGUGUUGUCUGUGUAAUCGCUGUUCAGUGGUAGCAAAGGAGUCGGACCACAACACUCUUCAGUAUUUUGGGGAUUUUUAUCCCCAGAAAAUCCACUGUCUGUUACUGCAGCACCAAAUUUGGAUGGCAGACUGUGACCACUGAAAGAAAGAAAUAGGCAAAUCUGUCUUGGACACCUGAUGUUAACUAGCCUCUGUUACUGUUAUGGUAGUGAGGUAGCUGAAUAUGGGUAUGGUUUAGGUGCUAAGGUAAAAGGUGUGAUCCUGCUUUCGUGUAUUUCUUUAUGUAUUAGAAGCAGCUCUUUUUUUUUCCAAGGUAAAGGACUGUUUUGAGAAUGUCAGUGAUCGUGGAAAGCACAGAUGCUUGGUUAAUGAGGCUGAUGGGAGUACAGUGGAAAAGCAAACUGUAAUACCAUUGUCUGGGGAGCAGAGAUUCCUGAGUUAGCCCUGUCCUGAGACAAUAACUCUUUAAAGCACAAACUUGUAUGAAUGUGGUUACUGCUUCAGAUGGAUUAGGUAGAGCCAGUGUGAGUGUCUCUGUACUUGGAGCAUGGUUAACUCGCAGCCUGGAUAGUCUGUCUAGGGAUAAUGGAAAGCUGGUUCCUUACUUUUACAAAAGAAGAAUUUUACUUGUAUGAAAGGGAGCAAAACCAAGGCCAUUGUUGUGAAAGUGAACAGUGUGAAUUUUUCCUUUGAAUGUGCACGUCACUUGCACAGCUCUGUGAGUGAUAAAAUGAAACAAGUGGGUUAUUUUCUCCUAAAAAUGCAAGCUAUAUUCUGCUAUUCACCAUUGCUCUUUAGAAAAUAAGCCUAUUUUUGUAUGCGAGUAUUUCUUCUAAAGGCUUGGGAUUCAUCAUUAUCAUACCCUAAUUCUGAUCAUUCCACAAAGAAGAUGAUAGAAAGCUGAGGUUAUUUUUCAUAGAGGAUUAAUUAAAUCUGUGGCUAUCCUUAAAUUUUGAUAAAUGGCCCCUGAAUGUUAUAUGUAGUGUAUAUUUAGUGAGGCACUAAAGGGCUCUGUGUCUCGUUACUAUGAUUAACAAUCAUCAAAACACUUCUUUGUUUCAUGUCUUGCACCUCCAUUCUUAUUUGCUCGUUGCUAAAUGUAAGAAUAGAUCUUUUGUAGUCAGGCAUUCAGCAUAUAGUAAAAGUAGACGUUAAAGGUUGACACAUGGCAAUAUUGAUGAUUCUGAAUGUUUCAUGUAUUGAAUUUCUUGUCCCUGUGGGACAAUUAUAAAAUAAACAUAACAGGAGUCUGACAGAAUGGCCUUAAGAGGGUUAGUGACUCAGUAGAAAGAGAGUACCAAAAACAUCCUCAACAACCUUGUUCCAAACCUCAAGUACAGUAACUUUGCAAUACUGUGCAAAAACACAGCUUUUCCUGGUUCUUAGGUGUAUGUUUUGUUCUCUAGAAAGGGAUCCCUGAAUGCCGGCGUUUUUCUACUUACCUUGACUCUCAUUGGGGUUAUAUUUAUUUAAUUUUAUUGUGUUAUUAAUUGCACCUUGUGGGCAAAGGACGUAAAAAUAUGGCCAGUUUCACAAGGGGCCACAACUUAUAGAUAGAUAGAUAGCCUGGUGGGUUUUGUGUGAAUAAUAUUUACAUGUGCAACAGUUGUUAGGGAUACCUCAUAUCCAAACCAACCUAAGGUAGACCUGUCCGAAGUGUCAUCAGGAUAAGAGUUCUUGAAUACUACUUUGCAACAGAGCAUGACUGGCUUUAAAACAUCCAGUUUCUCAGAAGGUGUGUGUAGCUCCACGUUGCUGUUGUGUGCAGUUUUUAUGUCCUCAUUCGUGCUGGUUUCUCCUGCAGAGUGGUUGCUGUUGCCCCUCUUUGGUUUGGCUCUGCUCCUUCCCGGCUGGACAGCAGAGUGGAGGUGAAUGGAGCUGCAUAGCUGGGACUCAGCACAGCUUCUGCUGCCUGUAAUGCUUCUCACAACCUCAAAAAAACUGAAUAAAUCACAAUUCCUCCUGUUUUUUUCUUCCCGUGUCACUGGUCUGUCCGAAGCCAUCUCCACAAGAGGUCUAAAAUCCUGGGUGAGAAAGAGAAGGGCAAGGACAGGUUUGUGGCAGGGCUGUCAGUACUGUGUGCACGGGGAGAAACUCUGCAGAGGAGAAAUGCAUUGGGAGAUACAGAGGCACAAGUGAUGCAUUUUUGUCUUCUCUGUGAUCAGUAUUGAAAACGUUGCCAUUUAUUUAAAAAUAAAAAGGUAUUUUCCCUCAACAGUUACUCUGCUAUGCAAAUGUCUGUUAUGCUUAAUGUUCCUCAUCUGAACUCCUCAGUUAACUUGGUUUGCAGAUAGACUGGUUUUCCUGCAGUGGGUUGUAAAUAGCCUUUAAUGUACAUUGAAUGAAUUUCACAUUGUAAAAUUUUUAUUUUAUUCCUUGUAUUAUAUUAAGCAGAAAUCCCUGUGUAUAUGAAAGUGCAUAAUAAAUAUAUUUGCUUUUCAGCAGACAUCUGUUUUAAUUUUACUACCUCGUUUCCUGGAACAUCUCAGGAAAAAGGUUAAUUAAACUUGAUGGGUAUUUGUGUAAUACUUAAUGAAACACUAUGUGUGUGUCCAGUAGACAGUCUGGUGUAGCAAAACUCAGACCCCAACAUAAAUUUCUGUGACCCUGCUUAUCAUUCCACUGACCUUUUCCAUAUUGAUCUGAGUCAACCCUGAGCAUUUGCAGGAGAAAAUCUGCCACGUUUUCC
Messenger RNA from Calypte anna (Anna's hummingbird), 8373 nucleotides. RefSeq names its product ankyrin repeat domain 50 (gene ANKRD50). Bases 892 to 5145 code for a protein of 1417 amino acids. Gene Ontology annotation, molecular function: protein binding. The record is from RefSeq and is a predicted model, not a curated record. NCBI's taxonomy places the organism in Eukaryota, Metazoa, Chordata, Aves, Apodiformes, Trochilidae. The transcript has 5 exons.